This is a messenger RNA of Megalobrama amblycephala (Wuchang bream), 2719 nucleotides long. Its product is annotated as sarcalumenin-like. The record is from RefSeq and is a predicted model, not a curated record. The transcript has 7 exons. The coding region runs from base 101 to 2425 and encodes 774 amino acids. Lineage: Eukaryota; Metazoa; Chordata; Actinopteri; Cypriniformes; Xenocyprididae. Gene Ontology annotation, molecular function: GTP binding.
AUGAGCACCGCCCCACCCCCAGAACCUACGCGGCCCCUCUUGCCUCUCUCCAGGGGUAUAUAUAGACUGAAAAGAGAACUGGACAGUCCUGGCAGUCAAAAUGAGGCCUUUCCUCCCCUUCUGCUGCCUGCUGUCUCUACUGGCACUCACCACUGCAGCAGAUGCAGUGGGGUCUGAGACUGACCCGCUUGUGCCGCUCAAGCUGAAGUCUGAAGGUGCGCUGUUCAACUGCUGUGAUGGCACAGAGGAUAUCAGCCAAAGCUCCUCCAAUGACACUCCUGCACCAAACAGACCUGUCUGCCAACCCUGUGGCACCGGUGCACAUAUUGACACCGCGGCAGAAGAUGUCAGCUCUAAUGAGGACGAAGAGGAUGACAUUGCUUCAGAAGAGAAAUCUGAAGAGUUGAGUCAAGAGGAGGCCUCUUCUGAAGAGAUAUUUGAGGAGGAAGUACAUGAAGAGGAGGCAGAAGUUGAGAUAGAGGCAUCCAAUGAAGUGGAGGAGGAGGAAGUUCUUGAGGAGGCACAUGAGAUCUCAGAGGCAGACAGUGAUGUAGAGGCACAAAUGGUUAUUGAGGAAUCUGUUGAAGAGGAGGUGGUUGAGGAAGAGGAGGGUCUUCAGACUGAAGAUGAGGCAGGCGAAGAAGAGGGAAUUUCUCAGAGUGAAGAGGAGGUAGUUGAGGAAGAAGAGAAUGAGGGAGGUGAGGAACAGGUGAUUGAAGAAGAGGCAGAGGUGGUUCCUCAGCCUGAAGAGCUAUUGGAGCAAGUGGAAGAGAGAUCAGAAGAGGUAGCAGAGGAAGAUGACGUAGAAGAGGAAGCUGUAACAGAGGAAGAAGGAGCUCAUGAGGUUGAACCAGAAGCCUUUGUAAAUAUGGUGGAAACAGAAGAGGCUGAGGAACUAGCAGGAGAUGAUGAUGUUGAGGAGGUUGUUGAAUUGGCCCACGAGGUAACCGAGGAGCUUGUGGAACCAACUCCGGAACAAAUUAUUAUCCAAGAAGAAAUUCCUGCACCUGCUGAAGAAGUAACGGUGGAAGAAGUGUCAGAUGAUAUACCAGCACCCAAGGCAUCUGCCAAAGUGGAGAAAAAAAAACCCUCAGGUCGUGCUGCAAGAGAUCGGUCUCACAUUGAAGAGACGCUGCGUCUGGCAACAGCUGAACCUUCGCGGGAAUUUGUCGAUGCUCUGAAGAAGCUGCAGCAUGUCUACAACUCUGCAAUUAAUCCCUUGGAGAAGGCCUACAGAUACAAUGAGCUCAGACAGCAUGAAGUGUCAGAUGCAGAGAUCAACUCUAAGCCCAUGGUCCUGUUUCUUGGCCCUUGGAGCGUUGGCAAGUCUUCCAUGAUCAAUUAUCUUCUGGGUCUCGAUGACACUUCACAGCAGCUUUACACUGGGGCUGAGCCCACAACCUCAGAAUACACUGUCCUAAUGCACGGUGAGAAGUUUCGCACCAUUGAGGGCAUUGUUAUGGCUGCGGACAGUUCCCGUUCUUUCUCGCCACUGGAGAAGUUUGGUCAGGGGUUCCUGGAAAAGCUGGUGGGAAUCGAGAUGCCGCACAAACUCCUUGAGCGUGUCACAUUUGUGGACACACCUGGAAUCAUUGAGAACCGCAAACAACAAGAGAGAGGGUACCCCUAUAGCGAAGUGUGCCAGUGGUUUAUCGACCGUGCUGACCUCAUCUUCCUGGUGUUUGACCCAACCAAACUGGAUGUAGGAUUAGAAUUGGAAAUGCUGUUCAGACAGAUGAAGGGACGCGAGUCGCAGAUCCGUAUCAUUCUGAACAAGGCUGACAGUCUGACAACCCAGGACUUAAUGCGCGUAUAUGGUGCCCUCUUCUGGAGCAUGGCACCCCUGAUUAACGUGACGGAACCCCCACGCGUCUACGUGAGCUCCUUCUGGCCGCAGGACUACUCUCCUGACACCAACAGAGACCUUUUUAAACGUGAGGAGAUCUCCUUGUUGGAGGACCUAAAUCAGGUCAUUGAGAACCGCCUGGAAAACAAAAUCGCCUUCAUCCGCCAGCACGGUAUCCGCGUGCGCAUCCACGCCCUCCUGGUCGACCGCUAUUUGCAGACGUAUUAUGAGAAGUUGGGAUGGUUUAGUGACCCACAGGAGGUUUUCCAUGAUAUCGUCAGUGACCCUGACAAAUUCUACAUCUUCAAGUCCAUUCUGGCCAAGACCAAUGUGAGCAAGUUCGACUUGCCAGAACCGGAGGCAUACCAGGACUUCUUUGGAGUGAAUCCUCCCAGCGGCUUCAAGCUCCUUUCCUCAUACUGCAGCUGGACAGGAGGAUGCCUGCUGGAGAAGAUUGAGAAGGCCAUCACAGAUGACCUGCCGGCUUUGAUCAGCAGUUUGGCAGAGAGAAGGGAAGCCAAGGCAGAGGCAGCUGCAGAAACCAAGGAGAAACACCAAAACCGUUGGCGGAGACAGUAGAAAAAAACGGAGUGAGGGUUUAUUUUCUACCUGAGGCACAAUCAGUCAGAGGGCACCAAAGCGUUGAAUGAAUGGAUGGAUGAGAAUACAGUUAUGAAUAAACGGUUAUAAAUAAAGCAAGGAAGGGAGAGAGUAAAAGAAGAUUCAUAUCAUUGGGAAGUUGAAUGUGGGUCAAUGACAUGACGGGUAAUUUUUUUGUCCAAAGGCCUUAAUAAUAAUAAAAAACAGAUAUGACAUCCAAAGUAUGUAAGGUAGUACAACUAGAUCUCUUUUAUUGAAUCCAAAGGUUUUUAU